Messenger RNA from Setaria italica (foxtail millet), 609 nucleotides. Its product is annotated as protein MHF2 homolog. The record is from RefSeq and is a predicted model, not a curated record. The coding region runs from base 73 to 408 and encodes 111 amino acids. Gene Ontology annotation, cellular component: FANCM-MHF complex; Fanconi anaemia nuclear complex. Lineage: Eukaryota; Viridiplantae; Streptophyta; Magnoliopsida; Poales; Poaceae. The transcript is spliced from 6 exons. Gene Ontology annotation, biological process: kinetochore assembly; replication fork processing; DNA repair.
UACUCGAGCGCUAGUGGGUCAGUCACCAGUGGAGGCGGCGGUCGAGCAGUCCCAGCGAAGCUGCAAGCCGCCAUGGACAAAGAUGCGACCGUCGGAAACUCGCGCGCUGCCGAGACAUUCGAUCCGGACCUGAUUCACGCCAUCUUCAAGCUGGUGUGGAGGCGGCGGGCGGAGAAGGGUGCCGGUGGCAACGAGGACAUCGACGUCGAGCCUGCUCCGGAGACCUCGAGGAGAAACAGGAGUACAACUGCCAAUGCAAGCGCGCUUAAAGUCAGCUGUGAACUUCUGCGCAUAUUCGUUACAGAGGCUAUUCAACGUUCUGCUUUUAUCGCUGAAGCGGAGGACGCUACUGUUAUCGAACCCACCCAUCUAGAGCGUGUAUUGCCGCAACUGCUCUUGGACUUUUGAGAGUUGAGUUGUAUUGUGAAGGAGGCAUGAGGGCCAUGAUCUAUUACCACCCCUAGUCAAUUCAUAGGCUUCUUGGCGGAGGAAAAGGUAAUGCUACUCUUCCUUUCUUUCUGGACAAUUAACUUGCAUCAUUUGAAUUACCAAAGUUUCUGUCUGAAUCCAUGUGUUCAUGGAUUGCGUUGUUUGCCCCUCGCAGUGGCG